GAGGAUGGCAAUUCUAAACAGAAACUGUCAUUUCUAUGAGUGACUGUAACGAUUCGUCUGUAAUGGCAUUUUAGUUUUUCGUCGCAAUUUAUGUGAUUAAAAAAGGAUAAAACUGGAUUAUUGUUGGAAAUCAUAUGCGAGUGUUCUACUGUAGAUGGUAAACAUUUAGUAAAAGAGUAUGGCGUCAUCCAAUACCCUGCAAAAGGCUAUUGACCUCGUCACAAAAGCUACGGAGGAGGACAAGAAUAAAAACUAUGAAGAAGCAUUACGUUUAUAUGAACAUGGUGUAGAGUACUUUCUCCAUGCUGUUAAAUAUGAAGCUCAGGGUGAACGGGCUAAAGAAAGUAUAAGAGCAAAAUGUCUGCAGUACUUGGACAGAGCUGAGAAACUCAAGGAAUACCUCAAAAAGGGCAGCAAGAAAAAGCCAGUCAAGGAUGGAGAGUCCAACUCCAAAAGUGAGGAUAAAAAGAGUGAUAGCGACAGUGACUCCGAUAAUCCUGAGAAGAAGAAGCUCCAAGGAAAACUUGAAGGUGCUAUUGUAGUAGAAAAACCACACGUCAAGUGGAGUGAUGUUGCUGGUUUGGAGGCAGCUAAAGAAGCUUUGAAGGAAGCUGUUAUUCUUCCUAUCAAGUUUCCUCAUCUUUUCACUGGUAAAAGAAUACCCUGGAAGGGAAUCUUACUUUUUGGACCCCCUGGUACUGGUAAAUCUUACUUGGCCAAGGCUGUGGCCACUGAGGCAAAUAACUCAACAUUUUUCUCAGUAUCAUCUUCAGAUCUUGUUUCUAAAUGGCUUGGUGAGUCUGAGAAAUUGGUAAAGAAUCUUUUCGAACUUGCUCGCCAGCACAAGCCCAGCAUCAUAUUCAUUGACGAAAUCGAUUCUCUAUGUUCAUCGCGUUCCGACAACGAGUCCGAGUCUGCACGACGAAUUAAAACCGAAUUUCUUGUACAGAUGCAGGGUGUAGGCAAUGAUAUGGAUGGUAUUUUAGUUCUGGGCGCCACAAAUAUCCCGUGGGUACUCGACUCCGCCAUCCGAAGACGAUUCGAGAAACGUAUUUACAUUGCUCUCCCAGAAGAGCAUGCGCGCUUGGACAUGUUCAAAUUGCACAUGGGAAACACAAGACACCAACUUACAGAGCAAGAUUUGAAGGUGCUGGCUGCUAAAACUGAAGGCUAUUCAGGUGCUGACAUAUGUAUCGUUACACGCGAUGCAUUGAUGCAGCCUGUACGUAAGGUACAAUCAGCUACACAUUUCAAGAAAGUGUCUGGUCCCAGCCCUCUUGACCCCAAUGUGACUGUCAAUGAUCUUUUAACUCCAUGUUCUCCUGGUGACCCUGGUGCCAUGGAAAUGACCUGGAUGGACGUCCCUGGCGACAAAUUGAACGAACCCCCAGUAACAAUGUCGGACAUGCUUCGAUCUCUAGCAAUAUCUAAACCUACCGUAAAUGACGAAGAUAUGGUCAGACUCAGGAAGUUCAUGGAAGAUUUUGGUCAGGAAGGAUAGAUUUGAUGCAUUUUACUUAUUUAAUGAUUAUAAGAUUUUAUUGGCUGGAGUUUAAUCACAGUGCCUAAUGUGUUGCAAAAUGUAGCCUUUUUAUUUUUAUAAAAUUUUCAAUUUAGAUUAGUCACAUAAUUUUUAUUGUAUGACUGUUAUACAUUUCACAAAUGUUAGUAGUUAAAUUAAUAACUGUUUCACAUCUUUGCUUGCAUUCUUGUUUCAGAGUGAUUACAAGUCUUUUUAAAUGUGGUGUGUUACAGAUUUAAUAAACUACGCCUGCUAUAUUUCAGCUAGUGUUAAAUAUUGGAAUAAUUAUGCCUUUACAGUACUCCAUGCAAUAAAUUAGAAUAAAUCUAUACAUACUAAUAUUAUAAAGCUGAAGAAUUGAAUUGUUUGGAUCGCGCUAAACUCAAGAACUAUUGGACCGAUUUUAGAAAUUCUUUCAGUGUUAGAUAGUCCAUUUAUCGAGGUAGGCUACUUUUUAUACGGAGUAGUUCCCACGGGACGCGGGUGAAACCGCAAGUGGAAUCUAGUUAGUAAACACGGUCCAUUAAAGAAAUCGGAUAUGUAAAUGAAUUGGGUUACCUACGUUCAGGGACGGUUGACACAGGGGCUUGUUGAAACAAUCGUUUACACUUUCUUGUAUUUUCACGCCUACCCACAUUUGUAUGGCUUUGUUAAUGUCCAACAGUAGUAAACACAUAUUUCGAUUUAAUGAAUUACGUUAAGUAUGUUUAGCUAGAUAAAACUAUUGCUUUCAAGAUAGCUUAUAUUAACAGAGUAUAUUUAAAUAAAUUAUUGAAUUAAAUGUUUUGUGAUUGAUGCAAUAUUUUCCCCAAUAACGAAUUUCUCGGGAUAUACAUACAUACAUUUUAAAGAUUUUACUCAGUAUAGUACUGUGGCAGUAUUCUGGAUUGUUCGUUUCAAUUAACUAAAAAGCGUCAUUAUUUCUAUUUAGAUAACAGAUCAAAAUAAAUAAGUAGAGCAUCUAUUCGAUGUGUAAUAAUUGAAAAGUAAUGUAUUUCAUCUUUGUGAUAUUGACUCGAUUUUGUAAUUUUCAUUUUUUUUAUAUUCUGUACAUAGAAUAACAUCUUCCACAGAUAAUAAAAUAUGCUGUUAGUUAUAUUGUAAACAAAUGGUUAAAAUAUGUUUGCACUGUAGUUAUUAUUAUUUUGCAUACUAUUGUCUUAUACUUUUAAUUUCGAUUUUAGUGUAAACGUUUUGUUCGAUCUUUCUUUUGUAUAUUGUUAAAAAUAAGUGAUUACAUAUUAUAAUGUUCUAAAAUA
Helicoverpa zea (corn earworm) is the source of this 2781-nucleotide messenger RNA. It is a transcript of the gene Vps4, whose product is annotated as vacuolar protein sorting-associated protein 4. Gene Ontology annotation, biological process: endosomal transport; vacuole organization. The transcript has 2 exons. NCBI's taxonomy places the organism in Eukaryota, Metazoa, Arthropoda, Insecta, Lepidoptera, Noctuidae. Gene Ontology annotation, molecular function: ATP hydrolysis activity; ATP binding. The coding region runs from base 179 to 1501 and encodes 440 amino acids. The record is from RefSeq and is a predicted model, not a curated record.